Messenger RNA from Juglans microcarpa x Juglans regia, 424 nucleotides. RefSeq lists its product as uncharacterized. The transcript has 2 exons. The annotation marks the transcript as partial. The record is from RefSeq and is a predicted model, not a curated record. NCBI's taxonomy places the organism in Eukaryota, Viridiplantae, Streptophyta, Magnoliopsida, Fagales, Juglandaceae.
CAUUCUGUUCUUGCUUCAGAAGAUGCCAUAGAUUUCACAGGAAAACAAGAUGGAAGAGACGAUGAAGGUGACAAUAGCAGUGUGGAUUUGGAGGGUGAGGUCGAGGAUACUAACCAAAAAUCCAAGCACCCUCAUAGCAAUGAUAGUGUGUCAGAUGACUUCAAUACAACAGAGAAAGAAUACAUUCCUACUGAAGCUGAUUUUAAUGAGGAAACAGACAUUGCAAGAAAGGUUCUGAAAAAUUUGAUUACAUCCUCUACCAAAGUAACUCUUCCCUCUCAGGUUGAUGUUUUGAUGCUGCCCAAGAGAAAUGAGGAGCUGAAUUUUGUUGACACCAUUGGUGCACCAAAUAAUUUAUCUGCUAAAUCUGCAGAAGUAUCAGGUGUUACUAAGCCAUGAAGCUCCAGCAAAGUCGAGUCAGCAA